Messenger RNA from Ogataea parapolymorpha DL-1, 543 nucleotides. RefSeq lists its product as uncharacterized. The transcript has a single exon. Bases 1 to 543 code for a protein of 180 amino acids. The record is from RefSeq and is a predicted model, not a curated record. Lineage: Eukaryota; Fungi; Ascomycota; Pichiomycetes; Pichiales; Pichiaceae.
AUGAGAAAGUGUUCGUUGGUGAUAUCCGAGCCUGAAAGAUACGUUGAAGAGGAAUCCAAAAAGCAGCUGGCCGACCCAAUCGUUUACAAUCCUGGAAGUCUUCCUUUGGUCGGCUCUUUGGUGUACUUCCGCAAGCGAGGUCACUUGGAGUCAUCAGGACUGAACAGUGACCAAACUCGCUCCAAACUCCUGGACCGCAAAUCCAGCUCCUACCCGAAUUUAUCACAAUGCUUGGAGCAGGGUACAAAGUACAACAACGACGACCUCGACAGUUUGCAACCAACCUCGCCGUCCAGUUCCAUUUCCAGCAUCGAUUCUCAGAAAACGCUCCAUGAUCAUGUUUUAGAUGACAACGAUAAAUCCGAUCCAUCGUUCGAUGAGCUGGAUAGCCACAUCAACCACCAGAGAAGGAACUCGUCGGGAUGGAACGAUACCGGCGAUUGCUCCAGAUCCCUCAAAAAAGAUCGCAAAAAUAACAUAAGGCACAGAAGACGCCUCACAUGCGCUGUCGUGUUCACAAAGCCAAGGCUUGUCCAACUAUAG